Molecule: messenger RNA, 1286 nt
Organism: Salvia miltiorrhiza (redroot sage)
Lineage: Eukaryota; Viridiplantae; Streptophyta; Magnoliopsida; Lamiales; Lamiaceae
Product: GATA transcription factor 21-like
Exons: 3
Coding region: 369-1091 (240 amino acids)
Biological process (GO): regulation of DNA-templated transcription
Molecular function (GO): sequence-specific DNA binding; zinc ion binding
Source: RefSeq, a predicted model, not a curated record
AUGGAAAAGGCAGAUAACGACUAAACUAACGGUUGUAUAUUUGAGGUUAUACUAAACUUUUUAUUAAGAGUGGAUCUGUUAGCCAAAGGAACAUAAAAUAAGCAUUGGUGUGUUAGAAAUAGAAGUGUUGGAGAUAGGGUUCUGUCGUGUGGUAGCAUUCUGCUCCUUCCUUUCUACUUUGUCUUCUUUUGCGUUUUGUUUGUUUGGUUGUCAUGAUGUCACGUGAAUGUCUACUGCACCCCACCCCACCCCACCCCCCUUCCCUUCUUUUAAAACACCUCUAAUCAUCAGAUCAUUUCCACUCCUUAAUGUGAUCAUCCAACAAAUUUGAUUGAUAGUAUUUUCCUAUCAACCUUAACCUCUCUCCUAUGGAGCAAAUGAAGGAUAAGGAGCAGCAGCCGCCCUUCAACUUUGGCCUUGUUUCUUCCUCCUCCUCCUCUUCUGCUUCAUAUCGUAUUUUCUUCAAUCCAACUCAAGAUCACAUGGGGUUUUAUCACCCCCAGUUAUACCACCCCCAGGAUGAGUAUUAUGGGUAUGAUAGAGGAUCAUCAUCUUAUGAGAAGGUCGAAAAUGGGGUGAAAUUGAGGGUGUGGAAGAAAGCUGAAGAUGAGGAAGGUGGAGUAAAAUGGAUGAGGAAGAAGCAGGAUCGCGUAGGUGAAGUUAAAAAAGUGAUGCCUUCGUCUUCAGUGGAAACUGAUUUGAGCUCAUCUUACACCCCAAUUAGGGUUUGCUCAGAUUGCCACACAACCAAGACCCCUCUUUGGAGAAGUGGUCCCAAAGGCCCCAAGUCUCUUUGCAAUGCGUGUGGGAUUAGGCAAAGGAAGGCAAGGCGCGCCAUGGCUGCGGCUGCCAACGGCGGAGGGGCGCCCUCGCCAUCGACGAAGCUGGUGGUGAAGGAGAAGAUGGGCAAAAGUGGGUUGAAGAAGCGCAGCAAACUGAGCGGUGGAUCAUCUAGUGGGAAGAAGAUGGAUUUCGAGGAUUUCUUGAUAAAUUUGAGCAACAAAUUAGCAAUUCAUAGAGUUUUCCCUCAAGAUGAGAAGGAAGCUGCCAUCUUGCUCAUGGCUCUAUCUUCUGGCCUCGUUCAUGCCUGAUGUUUAAUCAUCAAGUUUGAUUCUUGAUUCAGACACACAGACAGGGAGAGAUCUUCAUUCCAUGUGUGAGAGAGAGAGCUUUAGUUUUUCUUUUCUUUUUGUGAUCCAUCAGUUUGUAGAAGGUCCACCACUUAGAUUUUCUGGUGUUGAUCGUUUUAUGAUUUUAAAUAAGGAAAAAUGAGUAUUAAUAUUGAA